UUAAGCCUGGACCCGUCCACAUGACGAAGCUCUUUUUUUCGACUUAAAGGGUUCUUUAAAUCGAUUUCUUUACUCCACCUCCGACUAGGGGAUUAGUGCUGAAAUCAGCCUUGCCAGGAUGAAUUUGGGGUAGUGUGGACGCAAUUCGACGGUAUUGGCCUCCUGGAGCUAUCCCAGAGUGCUCCAUUGUGACCGCUCUGGACAGCGCUCUCAACUCAGAUGCACUGGCCAGGUAGACAGGAAAAGGCCCGUGAACUUUUGAAUCUCAUUUCCUGUUUAGCCAGCAUGGCAAGGUGCAGGUGAGUGCAGAUUUCAUCAGCAGAGGUGACCAUGAUGGAGUCCCAGGAUCACAAAAGAGCUCCAGCAUGGACCGAAUGGGAGGUAUGGGAUCUGCUCACCAUAUGGGGAGACGAAUCCAUGCUAGCUGAACUCCAUUCCAGUAAAUGAAAUGCCAAAACAUUUGAAAAAGUCUCAAAGGGCAUGAAGGACAGAGGCCAUAACAGGGACGCAAAGCAGUGCCACGUGAAAAUUAAGGAGCUAAGGCAAGCCUACCAAAAAAACAGAGAGGCAAAGGGCCACUCCAGAUCAGAGCCCCAAACAUGCCGCUUCUAUGAUGAGCUGCAUGCCAUGUUAGGGGGUGCAGCCACCAGUACCCCAACCCUGUGCUUUGACUCCAUCAAUGGAGAAUCACGCAACACAGAAGCGGGUUUUGGGGACGAGGAAGAUGAUGAUGAAGACAAUGAAGAGAGCUCACAGCAAGGAAGCGGAGAAACCAGUUUCCCCAACAGCCAAGAUAUGUUUUUCACCCUGGACCUGGAGCCAGUAACCCCCGAACCCACCCAAGGUGUGCUCCUGGACUCUGAAGGCAGAGAAGGGACCUCUGCUGCAAAUGUUUCUCCUUCGCAGAGGCUAGCAAAGAUUAGAAGGUGAAAAAAACGCACUCGGGAUGAAAUGUUCUCUGAGCUCCUGCUGUCCUCCCACAUUGACAGAGCACAGAAGAAUGCGUGGAGGCAGACAAUAUCAGAGUGCAGGAAAGCACAAUAUGAACGCAAGAAGAGAUUGUGGGCUGAAGAGAGUAAGUGGCGGGCUGAAGAUGAUAGGUGGCAUCAGCUUGCUGACAGAAGGCAAGAGUCGAUGCUCAGACUGCUGGAAGAUCAAACUCAUAUGCUCCAGCGUAUGGUUGAGCUGCAGGAAAGGCAGCAGGAGCACAGACUGCCACUACAGCCCCUGUGUAACCAAUAGCCCUCCUCCCCAAGUUCCAUAGCCUCCUCACCCAGAUGCCCAAGAACGCGGUGGGGAGGCCUCUGGCCACCCAGCCACUCCACCCCAGAGGAUUUCCCAAGCAACAGAAGGCUGGCCUUCAAUAAGUUUUUAAGUUUUAAAGUGAAGUGUGGC
Molecule: messenger RNA, 1395 nt
Organism: Malaclemys terrapin pileata
Lineage: Eukaryota; Metazoa; Chordata; Testudines; Emydidae
Product: zinc finger and SCAN domain-containing protein 32-like
Exons: 2
Coding region: 481-930 (149 amino acids)
Source: RefSeq, a predicted model, not a curated record